AUGCAUACGGGAACCACGUUAUCACUUAUCCAAAUACUCGAAAAGACAAUAUCUCCAGAUCGAAGUGAAUUAGAAGCAGCUGAGAAAUACCUUAAUCAUGCAGCCCUUACGAAUUUCACGACAUUCAUCAAAAUGUUAUCAGAUGUACUGGUACAAGGUGGAAAUAGUCAAGUGGCGCGAAUGGCUGCUGGCUUACAGUUAAAGAACCACCUUACAUCUAAAGAUCCCAUUUUAAAGCAUGAAUACCAGCAAAGAUGGCUAGCAUUGCCUGAAGACAUAAGAUUCUACAUUAAAAAGAAUAUCCUAACAGCCAUAGGAACUGAGAACAGUAGACCCAGUUCUGCAGCCCAGUGUGUAGCUUAUGUGGCUGUUGCUGAGCUACCUAUGGGCCAAUGGAAUGACCUCAUACCCAUUCUUGUAGAAAAUGUAGUAAAUGCACAAUCAACUGAACUGAAAAAAGAAGCUACCCUUGAGGCUAUUGGUUACAUUUGUCAAGAAAUUGAUGCAGAAGUUCUAACUGAGCAAAGUAAUCCAAUUUUAACUGCCAUUAUACAUGGAAUGAGAUCCACUGAGCCAAGUAACCAUGUUCGACUAGCUGCAACACAGGCCCUACUUAAUUCAUUAGAAUUUACUAAAGCUAACUUUGACAAGGAAAAUGAACGCAACUUUAUUAUGGAAGUAGUGUGUGAAUCUACUCAGUCCAGUGACAUGAGAAUAAGUGUAGCGGCACUACAAUGCUUAGUUAAAAUAUUGUCAUUGUAUUACCAAUAUAUGGAGCCCUACAUGGGUCAAGCUUUGUUCCCCAUAACAUUAGAAGCAAUGAAGUCAGAUAUUGAUGAGAUUUCUCUACAAGGAAUUGAGUUCUGGUCCAAUGUUAGUGAUGAAGAAAUUGACCUUGCCAUAGAAGAAGCAGAAGCUGCAGAAGUUGGUAGACCACCAGCAAGAACGUCUCGAUUCUACGCUAGAGGAGCACUGCAGUACAUAGCACCUGUCCUCAUGCAAAAACUGACCAAACAAGAUGACUCUGAUGAUGAACUUGAAUGGAAUCCAUCCAAAGCAGCUUCAGUUUGCCUAAUGUUGCUCUCUAAUUGUUGUGAAGAUGAAAUUGUACCACAUGUUUUACCAUUUAUUAACAGUAAUAUUAAAAAUGAAAAUUGGAGAUUCAGAGAGGCUGCUCUAAUGGCUUUUGGCUCUAUUUUGGGUGGACUUGAGUCCAAUACUCUUAAGCCACUUGUGGAGAACGCAAUGCCAACAUUAAUUGAAGCUAUGUAUGACUCUAGUGUAGCAGUAAGAGACACAGCUGCAUGGACAUUUGGCAGGAUCUGUGAAAUUGUACCAGAAGCUGCAAUCAAUGAUCAAUACUUGAAACCACUUCUAGAGAGUCUUGUAAAUGGUCUGAAAGCUGAACCAAGAGUUGCUGCAAAUGUCUGUUGGGCUUUUACUGGAUUAGCUGAAGCCGCUUACGAAGCGGCCGAUUGUGCUGAUUCCAGUCAACCUAAAACAUACUGCAUGUCAACUUAUUUUGAUUUCAUUAUAGAACGUCUCUUAGAAACCACAGACCGUCAAGACGCCGCCCAGCAUAACUUGCGCUCAGCUGCUUACGAAGCUCUAAUGGAGAUGGUGAAAAAUUCGCCAACCGAUUGCUACGUGACUGUUCAGAAAACAACUAUGGUUAUACUGGAAAGACUACAACAAGUUCUACAAAUGGAAAACCAUAUAUCUAGUCAAGCAGAUCGUUCCCAGUUUAAUGAUCUGCAAAGUCUUUUAUGUGCGACUCUACAGUCUGUCUUACGAAAAGUGACUCCGGAAGAUGCACCUCAAAUAUCAGAUGCAAUUAUGACAGCUCUUUUAACCAUGUUUGCUGGAAACGCUGGAAAGGCAGGUGGCGUACAGGAAGAUGCACUUAUGGCAGUGUCUACACUAGUAGAAGUGUUAGGUGAAGGUUUUCUUAAGUAUAUGGAUGCUUUCAAGCAAUAUCUAUAUGUUGGUCUUAAAAAUCAUCAAGAGUAUCAGGUGUGCAUUGCAGCAGUAGGUCUCACUGGUGACAUUUGUCGAGCACUCAAGAGUAAGGUGCUACCAUAUUGUGAUGAGAUUAUUUUCUUGUUACUUGAGAACUUAAGUGAUCCAUCUAUCCAUCGCUCAGUAAAACCGCAAAUAUUGUCUGUUUUUGGGGAUAUUGCAUUGAGUAUUGGCCCUGACUUUAAAAAAUACUUUGAUGUAGUUAUGCAAAUGUUGCUGCAGGCCAGCAAUAUCCAAGUAGAUCGUAAUGAUUAUGAUAUGCUAGAGUAUCUAGGAGAGCUUCGAGAAAGUAUACUCGAAGCAUAUACUGGAAUUAUUCAAGGGUUAAAAGGACUUGGUGGGGAGCAGGUGCGCCCUGAUGUAGCUCUCAUGGAGCCGCAUGUGCCAGCGAUAGUAAACUUCAUGAUGCAAGUCGCUUCUGAACCGGAACGCACAGACGGCCACAUGUCCGUGAUUGCCGGUCUCACGGGCGACCUUUGCACUGUCUUCGGCCAACGGGUGCUUCCACUCCUGGAGACCAAAACUCUUGGAGAGUUGUUGCAAGCAGCUCGCAAAUCUCGCACGCCGCGUACCAAGACCCUCGCUAACUGGGCUACCAAGGAAAUACGCAAGCUCAAGCUACAAACGCCGCUUACUAGCUGAUUUGAAAUAUCAUGGAGCAAUAGUGAUUCGUCGCCUUUAUUUAUAAUUGAAACAAUGAAACCACAAUACAAAAUCGCUGAUGAAAAGCUGGCUGAACUUGGCCGGAAUGAAAUCAUGAUGGCUGAAAAAGAAAUGCCAGGGCUAAUGGCCUGUAGGCAAAAAUAUGCACCAGUCAAGAUUUUAAAGGGUGCCAGAAUAGCUGGUAGUCUUCAUAUGACAGUACAGACAGCAGUACUGAUUGAGACUCUUGUUGAAUUAGGUGCAGAAAUACAAUGGUCUAGCAGCAAUGUGUUCAGCACACAAGAUGAAGCUGCAGCUGCCCUGGUAGCAAGAGGUUUGCCUAUCUAUGCUUGGAAGGGAGAGACGCAAGAGGAAUAUAUGUGGUGUAUAGAACAAACUCUUAUUUUUUCUGAUGGAAAGCCUUUAAAUAUGAUUUUGGAUGAUGGAGGAGACUUGACAAAGCUUGUACAUACAAAGUAUCCACAUCUUUUGGAGGGCAUUAGGGGUAUCAGCGAAGAGACAACAACUGGUGUUCACAAUCUGUACAAAAUGUUCCGUGAAGGAGUUCUAAAACUGCCUGCUAUAAAUGUCAAUGAUUCGGUCACUAAAAGUAAAUUUGACAAUUUAUAUGGCUGCAGAGAAUCUCUGCUCGAUGGUAUUAAAAGAGCAACUGACAUGAUGAUUGCUGGUAAAGUAUGCGUCGUAGGUGGAUAUGGUGAUGUUGGUAAAGGCUGUGCACAGGCUUUUAAAGGAUUCGGAGGGAGAGUGAUUGUCACUGAAAUUGAUCCAAUUAAUGCUUUACAAGCUGCUAUGGAAGGUUUUCAAGUAACAACAAUGGACGAAGCAGCUGAAGUUGGACAAAUAUUUGUCACUACAACUGGAAACAUUGAUAUUAUCACUAAGGAACAUUUCUUUAAAAUGAAAGAUGAUGUAAUUCUCUGUAACAUUGGUCAUUUUGAUUGUGAAAUAGAUGUUGCUUGGUUAGACAAGAAUGCCAAAAAAGUCAACCUUAAACCACAUGUUGAUCGUUAUGAACUGGAUAAUGGAAAUCAUUUGAUUGUGUUAGCAGCAGGAAGGCUUGUUAAUUUGGGCUGUGCUACUGGCCAUUCAUCGUUUGUCAUGUCCAAUUCUUUCACAAACCAAGUGUUGGCUCAAAUUGAAUUGUGGACUAAACACAACACAUACCCAGUUGGAGUUCAUACUCUCCCUAAGAAAUUGGAUGAGGAAGUGGCAGCUCUUCACUUGGAUCACCUAGGAGUUAAACUCACUAAGUUGACACCAAAACAAGCAAAAUACAUAGGUGUAGCAAUUGAAGGUCCAUACAAACCUGUUCACUACAGAUACUAA
This is a messenger RNA of Leptosia nina, 4008 nucleotides long. Lineage: Eukaryota; Metazoa; Arthropoda; Insecta; Lepidoptera; Pieridae. The record is from the annotation of a GenBank genome assembly.